GACAUUAUUAUCAUAAUUAUAGAUCAUGUAAACUAUAAACAGGCAAACAGGUAAACGACGCAGGCGUAUUUGCUUUUUACUUCCUCAAAAUUCCAGUGUCAACUUGUCACUUUUACAGAGAACACAAGAAAGAAGAAUAAAAUGGACGACUCCGACCAUCUUCUCGUAGCUGCAAUAGAUUUUGGUACAACAUAUUCUGGCUAUGCCUUUUCAACGAAAAGUGAUUUCAAGAAAGACCCGCUAAAAAUCCACGCUAAUCAAGCAUGGAAUGCCGGAGGGAGACAACUGCUUUCAUUAAAGACCCCAACAGUUCUUUUACUUGACAAGAACAAGCAAUUUGUUUCAUUUGGUUAUGAAGCUGAAAACAAGUAUUCCGACCUUGUAAUGGACAAAGAACAUGAGGAAUUCUACUACUUUCAUCGAUUUAAAAUGAAACUACAUAAAAAUACGAAUUUGUCAAAAACUACAGUGAUUGAGGACAUAACUGGAAAGUCAGUUUUAGCAAUGGAUGUGUUUUCUUUGUCCAUACAAGCUCUCAAGGAUCAUUUAAUGGAACUAUUAGGAAAAAGAGGAACCACAAUGACGGUCAAAGAUAUUAGAUGGGUACUUACUGUUCCCGCAAUAUGGACUGAUGCAGCAAAACAAUUUAUGAGAAAAAGUGCUGAAAAGGCUGGAAUACCAGGUGAUAACUUACUGAUUGCACUUGAACCUGAAGCUGCUUCUAUAUACUGUCAAUAUCUUCCAACUGAAAAACUAAAUGGUGCCGAAGAAGGAUUCACAAUGGCUGAAGUUGGAAAGAAAUAUAUGAUAGUUGACUUAGGAGGGGGUACCGCAGAUAUAACUGUUCACGAAAAACAAACAGAUGGGAAAUUAAAAGAGUUAUGCAAAGCCACCGGUGAUGCAUGUGGUGGAACGUCCAUCGAUAACGAGUUUUUUCAGUUGCUGGUGAAAAUUGUUGGAGCACCUCUAAUGAAUAGUUUGUCAAAGAACGAUCCUUCAGCUUAUUUAGAUCUUUUCAGAGAGUUCGAAACUGUGAAAAGAACAAUCAUCCCAAACAAAACAGACAGGAUGAACUUUACCGUUCCCUUUGUUGCAUUUGAUACUCUCUGUAAGAAAAGUUUUGGAGAAGAUUUCCCAAGUACGGUUUCGUCCUGUUCACUAAGUGGUAAAAUUUCACUUCGUGGUGACAAAAUGCGGGCCGAUAUAGAUGUCAUGAAGGCUUUAUUUUUAAAACCAAUGGUUGACAUUAUAAGCCAAAUAAGCAUAGUAAUCAAGCAAUGUGAAAAUGUCUCUAUGUUGCUCCUCGUAGGAGGGUUUUCAGAAUCAGAAAUGCUUCAGCAUGCUAUACGAAAGGAAUUCCCCGAUAAACGAAUUAUUGUACCCGAAGAUGCCGGGUUGUCUGUGUUAAAAGGAGCCGUUCUUUUUGGUCAAAAUCCAGAUUAUAUAUCAUCACGCGUAUUGCGUUAUACAUAUGGCUAUAAGGUAAAAUCAGAAUUUAACCACAAGAUACACGAUAAAGCAAAAUUAGUUAUGAUAGAUGGACAAGAGUUGUGUGGAUACAUAUUUAAAACUGUCAAAAAGAUAAACGAGGACACUUCAUCGGGAACAAAAGUUACGAAACCAAUUAGCACUACAACAAAAUUUCAAAGAAAACUACAAAUACCUGUCUUUGCGUCUACCAAAGAAGAUCCAAUGUAUACUGAUGAAUCUGGAUGUACUUGCAUUGGAACUGUCGAAAUAGAAAUAUCUCAUCCAUCCGAAGAGGAUAUUUAUUUUGAUGUUGAAUUUAAUUUCGGGAAUACUGAAUUCACAGUAACGGUGACAGAAAGAGAUACUGGACACUCCGAAACCUCAAAGUUUGACUUUGUGUGAAGUGGGAACAUGUAUACUUUAACGAUCGUUUUUUAUAAAGAUUUUUUUCUCA
Molecule: messenger RNA, 1924 nt
Organism: Mytilus trossulus (common blue mussel)
Lineage: Eukaryota; Metazoa; Mollusca; Bivalvia; Mytilida; Mytilidae
Product: heat shock 70 kDa protein 12B-like
Exons: 5
Coding region: 142-1872 (576 amino acids)
Molecular function (GO): ATP-dependent protein folding chaperone; ATP binding
Source: RefSeq, a predicted model, not a curated record